ACGUCCAUAAACCCCAGAACUGACCUCCUCCCAGUACCUCGCCGCCGCCGCCGCUUCCCACCCCUCCCGCCAUGGCGAAAUCGUCAUCGUCAUCGCCGACGGCGACCGCGUCUGCCUCUAAGAAGCGGCGUUCCAGAGGCGGGACCGCAACCCUAGAUGAGGUGAAGAAGCUGGGAACCGAGCUCCUUUCCUCGCGCGCGCACCUCAACCACGCCCCCGCCCUCCUCGCUCUUCUCUCCCCCACCGCACCGCUCGACCUCGCUCUCGAGGCGCUCAUCUCGCUCCAGUCCUUCUUCGUACCACUCAUCCCAUCCAUCCCCUCCGCCUCUGCGGCAGCCACCGCGGGGGAUGCGGGCAGCGACCCCGAGCUCGUGUUUGGAGCCUGGCUGCGGCAGCGGUUCGACGAGCUCGUCGCGGCGCUGGUGGAGCUCAGCGUGUCUCCACACAGCGAUGACGCGAUCAGGGAUGUAGCACUGGAUGCUCUCAUGGAUUUUGUGAAGCUGGGGAAGGACGGGAAGUUCCAAUCGGCAAUUUACCACAAGUUUCUCUACGCUGUCGUUCAUGCUGCUGAUCCUAUUGAUACGUUGUUAGAGCUGCUUGGAUCAAAGUACUUCAAAUACACUGAUGUUUGUUACUUUACGUACACUAGCUUAGACAAGAUCGCCAACAGUCUGGGCAGUAAAAUCACUGGCUCUGGAAAAGAUGCCUUGCAAAGUGGAAGUGGCGGGUCAGAAAAUAGUAGUAUUUUUGUACACAACAUAUACAAUCUUUUGGCACAUGUUCCUUCAAUGGAUUUUCAAAAGGAAUCAACAUUUGAUAUGUGGAGUACUGUUGGGCUGUCUUCUAAAGGAGAAAAGGACUCUUCCAAGGACACUUCUACUCACAUCAAGAAAAAAUUACAAUUGAAGUUCACUAAAGCAUGGCUGUCUUUUCUCAAGUUACCACUGCCGCUUGAUGUGUAUAAGGAGGUCCUUGCUUCAAUUCAUCAAAAUGUCAUUCCUUCAAUGUCAAACCCUUCCAUCUUAUGUGAUUUCUUGACUAGAUCAUAUGAUAUUGGUGGUGUUAUCAGUGUGAUGGCCUUAAGUGGCCUUUUCAUUCUUAUGACGCAACACGGUCUGGAGUAUCCAAAAUUCUAUGAAAAGCUUUAUGCACUACUUACUCCUGCUGUUUUCAUGGCAAAACACCGGUCAGUGUUCUUGCAACUUCUUGACACAUGCCUGAAAUCUUCUUAUCUUCCUGCAUAUCUUGCUGCUGCAUUUGCAAAAAGAUUGAGUAGACUUGCUCUUUCAGUUCCUCCAGCUGGAGCUCUUAUUAUUAUUGCUUUAAUUCAUAAUCUGCUGCGGAGACAUCCCUCAGUUAAUUUUUUGGUCCAUUGGGAGGUUGAUGAGAGUAAUGCCACAGGAGAAGCUAGUCAAUCUAAGAAGAUCGGUGCUGAUCCUUUUAACAAUAAUGAGGCAGACCCUGCAAAAUCUGGUGCAAUGCGAAGUUCUUUGUGGGAAAUAGACACGCUUCGCCAUCAUUACUCUCCUGCAGUUUCUAGAUUUGUCGCAUCACUUGAGGAGGAUCUCACUGUCAGGGCCAAAACUACUGAGAUGAAAAUAACAGACUUCAGUUCAGGUUCCUAUGCAACAGUUUUCAGGGACGAGGUACGUCGGCGGAUAAAACAGGUCCCCCUUGCAUUCUACAGAACCACACCAACUUCGUUAUUUCUAGGAUCAGAUUUUCCUGGAUGGACCUUUGGGGGCCAACACAAUAGCACCGUAGAAACUAUUGUAGAGGGCAAUGAAAAAAUCGAGGUGGUAGGGGCUAGCGACAGCACACCUUCCAAACGGUUGCGGAUGGAGGCCUGUUCAGCAGGAGGAUGGACUCUUAAAGAAUACCCCAGCUAUCCUUUGGAAUCAGGACUAAACAUGAAGUUCAUGCUCCAUAUUUUGAGCAUCUUCUGCUGUUUGUGUUCCUGUGCACUUGGACAAAACAUUUCUGUGAGACCCAGUGUUGUAAACAUUGGAGCUCUUUUUACAUUCAGUUCGACAAAUGGAAGAGCUGCCAAGGUUGCCAUCGCUGCUGCAGUCAAUGACAUCAACAAAGAUCCAAGUGUUCUUCGGGGAACAAAGCUGGUUGUUCAGAUGCAAGAUACCAACUACAGUGGUUUCAUCGGCAUUGUUCAAGCCUUGCAAUUCAUGGAGAAAGAUACAAUUGCAAUCAUCGGGCCACAAUCUUCAGUUGUUGCACACGUCAUAUCCCAUGUUGCAAAUGAACUCCAAGUACCUUUGAUGUCCUUUGCUGCAACUGAUCCGACUCUGACACCACUUCAGUAUCCUUUCUUUGUGCGUACCGUUCAUAGUGAUCAAUUUCAAAUGGCUUCCGUUGCUAGCUUAAUUGAUUACUACGGGUGGAAGAUGGUGACAGCCGUAUAUAUUGAUGACGAUUAUGGAAGAAAUGGCAUAUCCUCCUUAGAUGAUGAGCUUGCCAAGAGGAGAUUGAAGAUCUUGUAUAAGGCUGCAAUUAGGCCAGGAGCAAAAAAGAGUGAAAUGGCUGCUGUGCUAGUCAAGGCUGCAAUGAUGGAGUCCCGGGUUUUUGUACUGCAUGCACAUGAUGAUUCUGGAAUUGACGUGUUCUCACUAGCAUAUAACCUUAGCAUGACAUCCGGUGGAUAUGUGUGGAUUGCAACAGAUUGGCUCACUGCAUACCUCGAUUCAGCUCCUCGUCUUGAAAGUGGAUUACUGAGCACAAUGCAGGGUGUUCUCACAUUGCGUCAGCACACAGAAAACACCGAUAGGAAGAAGACAUUAGUUUCACAAUGGAGUAAACUGGUGAAGGAGGAUAGUGGCAGCAGUGGCAGCUUGCCCAAUUCAUAUGGCCUUUAUGCUUAUGACACUGUCUGGAUGCUUGCUCAUGGGUUGGAUGCAUUUUUCAAUAGUGGCGGAAACAUUUCCUUCUCUCCAGACCCCAGACUGCGUGCAGUUGCAGGAGGAGCUUUGAAUCUGGACGCAUUGAGCGUCUUUGAUGAGGGGAUGCUAUUACUAGAAAAGAUCCGCAAAGUAAAUUUCAUGGGUGCAACUGGCACCGUAAAGUUGGAUUCAGAUGGUAAUCUUAUCCUGCCUGCAUAUGACAUUGUGAACAUAAUAGGGUCUGGUUUGCGGACAAUUGGUUAUUGGUCCAACUAUUCUGGGCUGUCUAUUGUGUCUCCUGAGACUCUAUACAAGAAACCAUUCAAUGUCAGUGCAAAUCAGGAACUCCACUCUGCAAUCUGGCCAGGUGAGACUGUAACGAAGCCCCGGGGAUGGGUGUUCCCUAACAAUGGAAAUGAGCUGAGAAUUGGAGUUCCCGAUAGGGUAAGUUACCGUCAAUUUGUAUCAGUUGACAAUCAAACUGAAACGGUGGGAGGUUUCUGUAUUGAUGUGUUUGCUGCUGCAAUAAACCUGUUGCAAUACCCAGUUACAUAUAGGUUUAUACCUUUUGGCAAUGGCCGUGAGAAUCCAAGCUACACAGAACUUAUCAGUCAAAUUGUGACGAAUGGAUUUGAUGCUGUUGUUGGGGAUGUAGCUAUUGUCACAAAUCGGACAAAAGUUGUUGAUUUCACCCAACCAUACGUUGGUUCUGGGCUUGUCAUACUUACCGCUGUUAAGACACAGAGCUCGAAUGGAUGGGCUUUCCUGCAGCCAUUUACAAUCAGAAUGUGGUCUGUGACAGGAGUUUUCUUUCUGAUCAUAGGAACAGUGAUUUGGUUGCUCGAGCACAGAAUCAAUGAUGAGUUCCGCGGUCCUCCAGCGAAACAGGUUAUUACUGUUUUCUGGUUCAGUUUCUCAACUCUGUUCUUUGCCCACAGAGAGGACACCAGGAGCACGCUCGGCCGCUUCGUGAUCCUCAUCUGGCUGUUCGUAGUCCUGAUCAUCCAGUCCAGCUACACCGCGAGCCUGACCUCCAUCCUCACCGUGCAGCAGCUGACGUCCCCGAUCACGGGCAUCGACAACUUGAUCGCCAGCGACGAGCCCAUCGGGUUCCAGGUCGGGUCCUUCGCGGAGAGCUACCUGGUGCACGAGCUGGGCGUCUCCCCGUCGAGGCUCAAGGCGCUCGGCACCCCGGACGAGUACAAGCAGGCGCUAGACCUCGGCCCUCGCAAGGGAGGCGUCGUGGCCAUCGUCGACGAGCGUCCGUACGUCGAGCUCUUCCUGCUCCAGCACGACAAGGUCGCGAUCGUCGGCGCGGAGUUCACCAAAAGCGGCUGGGGCUUCGCGUUCCCGCGGGACUCGCAGCUGGCCGUGGACAUGUCGACGGCGAUCCUGUCGCUGUCGGAGAACGGCGACCUGCAGAGGAUCCACGACAAGUGGCUAUCGAACGGGGCGUCGCAGUCCACGGCCGACCUGGAGCCGGCGGAACGGCUGCGGGUGCAGAGCUUCUCGGCGCUGUUCCUCAUCUGCGGCGUGGCGUGCCUCGCGGCGCUGGCCAUCCACGGCUGCAUCCUGGUCCGUCAGUACUCGCUCCACGUGGCGUCCCUGCCGCCCCCGGCCGCGGUGGCCACGGGCGGCGACGGCGCCAUCUCCCGCUCCCGCCGCAGCAGCAUCCGCGCGUUCCUGUCCUUCGCCGACCGCCGGGAGACGCAGUCGUCCCUGAAGGGGAGCUGCAAGGACCCCGCGGCGCUGGGAGGGUCCAGCGGCAGCUCCAGCAACGGCGUCAGCAGCUUCACGUCGAGCAAUAAUACCAGCAUGUCGAGGUAGUACGCACGGCACGAUACGGCGAUGCCUCACCAACAGCUAGUACGGUACAUGUACAUGUACGCGCGCCAAGGCCGUAGAUGCAUGCAGCAGCCGUGUACGUAGAUGGUCGUAGCGACAUUGAUUCCGUUUUCACCGUCUGGUGUCGGUGCACCAACGGGUCCGUCCUGGCCUCCUGGGUGUAGUGAAUUUGGAUCUCCGUGUGCCGCGGAAUUGUAUAGAUGCGUAAAGCAGCGCACAUGGGGGGUAGGGCCUCCUUAAUUUGCCGCACAUGUUGGGGGGGAUUAAUGUCGGAUCCUAGGCGUGUGAUUAAGAAAGCUACCAGUAAUCCAGUAUAAGUAGUACGUAGUACACUGGUGAAAUACAUGGUUUUUUACAAACCCGUCACGGCGGUGCGACGCGAGUCCAGCGUAGCGGAGCCGCCCUCGGCAGCCUUGGUUUCUGGCCGCGCCAGUGCCGUGCCGUGCCGUGCCGUGCCGAGUGUCCCCCACAACCACAAGAACCUCGGGGACGGGGGCGGAAAGCGUCCGCCGGGGCUCGUGCCGGGUGCCGGAUCGAGGGCGCGAAGGCGCCGAGAAUCUUUGGCCGCGCUCGAUGGGCGAUGGCACGGCAAAAGAUUGGCAGUUUGUUGAGCACUCGAGCGGGCGGGCGUCCGCCGUCCGGUGACCCAGCACGCGAACUGGCAACCAGGAAGUCCCAGCAACCUGUCGCGCGCGGGACAUUUCACAUUCCGUCCGUCGGCUACUCGGUUGUUGGGCCGUCACCAUCUGCUGCUGGAGGCUGCAUCGAAGGCCCCAUCCCCAUUUGCUCCGUUUGAAUCUUGUUUCGUUCCUCCGUUUCUUGUGUAAAAACGGAACCGAUUUUCGUUU
Sorghum bicolor (sorghum) is the source of this 5584-nucleotide messenger RNA. Its product is annotated as glutamate receptor 3.1. Gene Ontology annotation, cellular component: small-subunit processome; Noc4p-Nop14p complex; membrane. The record is from RefSeq and is a predicted model, not a curated record. The coding region runs from base 72 to 4718 and encodes 1548 amino acids. Gene Ontology annotation, molecular function: glutamate-gated receptor activity. The transcript is spliced from 21 exons. Gene Ontology annotation, biological process: ribosome biogenesis. NCBI's taxonomy places the organism in Eukaryota, Viridiplantae, Streptophyta, Magnoliopsida, Poales, Poaceae.